AUGAUUUUUAUAUUAAAUUUGAUUUCAAUAUUAAUCUAAGCAUAAAAAAUAGCUAUAAUAGGAUGUGGUAUUGGAGGAGCAACAUUGGCUUAAUUGUUACCAAGUGCAACUGUUUAUGAAUCAUAUUAUUAAUGUGGAGGAAGAAUAAAUCAUGUAUUAAUACCUGGAUUAAAUGCAGUUGAAUUUGGAGCUACAUUCUUUAUUAAAUAGAAUGAAUAUGUAUAAAAAUAAAUUGAAAAAAGAAAUUUAGAAAUUUACAAGAGAGAUCUAGGGAAAUUAGCAGUCAUUAAAAACAAAUAAAUAGUCUUAUAAAAGACAGAUUUAGAUGUAAUUAAUAUUGUAAAGAUGGUUUAUAAAUAUGGACUCUCACCAAAAAGAAUGAAAGAUAUUACUGAUGAAGUUUUAAUUAAUUUUAAGUCAAUCUAUACUUUUUUAGAAAGUGGUUAAUAUUAUCAUAAUUUCAAUGAAUUUUUAUAGAUCAUUAAAUUAAAUGAUAUUAAAAUGAAUUUUACAGAAUUUUUAAAUGAGAAUGAGAUUGAUUAAUAAUUUUAAGAAGAAUUUGUAGAUGCAAUUUUAUUAGCAAUAUAUAACUAAAAGGAUGUAAAUACAAUUGCAGGAUUAAUCUCUAUGGUUGCUGCUUUCAAUGAUGCAUAUUCAAUUAAAGGAGGAAAUAGAUAAUUAAUAGAUGAAGAAAAAAUUAAUGUAAUUCAUUCUAAAGUUGACAUUAUACAUCGAUUAAAAAAUGGAAAAUAUAAAAUAUUUAAUGAUUAAUAUGAUUAUGUUGUUGUAGCAUCUUUAGUUAAUUUAGACAUAUCUUUUGAUAAUAUUAGAGAAAUGAAUUAAUUUUAAUAUGUAAAAUACUAAAGCACAUAUGUAUAUAUUGUUGCAGGUAAGAUUUCUCAAAAAUAUAUUGGUGUGAAUCCUGAAGAUUUAAAUACAAUAGUAAUUCUUGAUGAUGGUGAAGUUACUGAAUUGAAAUAAGAAUGUUUAAAAUGUUUUUCAGGAUGGAACAUUUAUAAAGUUCAAGGAAGAUCAGAAUUAAAAUUAGACUAAAUAUUUGAAACACAUUAAAUUAUUCAUAAAAAAGUAUGGGAUGCAGCUUACCCAUAAUUAAGUUAAAAUCUAUUAAAUACAGAAUUUGAAUAUGAAAAGGUAUAUAUAUUUAAUUUAAUAUAAGAAUUUCUUUUACUUGAAUUCAAUUGAAAGUUUAGCCUCAUGUAUGGAAUUUAUGAUGAUAUAAGCCAAAAAUAUAGCCAAUAUUAUUAAAGAAAGGCAUAAUUAAAUGAUUCAUGAAGAUUUAUGA
Molecule: messenger RNA, 1303 nt
Organism: Paramecium pentaurelia
Lineage: Eukaryota; Ciliophora; Oligohymenophorea; Peniculida; Parameciidae
Source: the annotation of a GenBank genome assembly